Molecule: messenger RNA, 586 nt
Organism: Blastomyces dermatitidis ER-3
Lineage: Eukaryota; Fungi; Ascomycota; Eurotiomycetes; Onygenales; Ajellomycetaceae
Exons: 1
Coding region: 56-385 (109 amino acids)
Source: RefSeq, a predicted model, not a curated record
UGCUUUUGAAUUCUUUCUGUCCAGUUUCCCGUUUCGCAUUCCGGUUUCCCCAACAAUGCCAUUACAGAAAGUAGAAAGAAAACUAAGAACGAGAUCGAACACCCCCUCGGCCAACCAAAAAAAUUCCCCAGGUACGUUCCUCCUAACUCAGUUUGAGACUUUUCUUAUUCCUCCGGGAAAUCGACAGGUUUCCGUCGUCGAAAUACCCGGACUUUUCAAGUCACAAGACGACCAAAAAGUUGAGAUUGUAGGGUCCGUGCCGGAGAAUGUACCGAGAUGGGAAAAAAUAUUUUUUAAAAAGACUGAAGCGCGUCAUUUAAGCUGGCGGGGAGAAGAGAUUUUGCGGGCUUUCCAGGCGGGGAAGGAUCGUGUAUUCUGCGAUUAAUCUAUAUGUUGAGACGAGUCUUGCGCCAGUGCCUCCGCUUGGCGUUAUAUCUGUGUUGAAAGAAAAGAAAUGUUACCAGUCAGCCAAUAGUUCUCGAUCGCCACCUUUUCUAUACAGCAUUCAUUGCACUCGAGCCCGUGUGUAUUGUUUUCCUUCCAUAUCUUGUCAUAAAACCGGAAAUUUAUCAUGUCUCUGCUCCUG